Messenger RNA from Drosophila willistoni, 2953 nucleotides. RefSeq names its product tubulin polyglutamylase TTLL13 (gene TTLL6A). NCBI's taxonomy places the organism in Eukaryota, Metazoa, Arthropoda, Insecta, Diptera, Drosophilidae. Gene Ontology annotation, molecular function: tubulin-glutamic acid ligase activity; tubulin binding. The coding region runs from base 196 to 2748 and encodes 850 amino acids. The record is from RefSeq and is a predicted model, not a curated record. Gene Ontology annotation, cellular component: cilium. The transcript is spliced from 4 exons. Gene Ontology annotation, biological process: protein polyglutamylation; microtubule cytoskeleton organization.
UAAACAAUGCAAACAAACUGUUUAGUGUCAAAAUUCAAAGUGUUUCUUUAUAUUAUUUCUGAUUUUUUUUUUGUUUUUGCAUUGGUCAAAUUGAAAGUGGCAUUAAAGAUAUAUAUUUGGAGGACAAUACAAGAUCCAUAUCAUCAUCACCAUCCAUCAGCCCUUUCUAACCCUUUCGUUGUGCCAGACAUUUAGAUGCCUACCAGAAAAAAUUCGAAAUUGGAAAAAUUUUAUAAUCCGUAUACACGAUAUUUUGAAGCUCAAAAGAAUCUAUCGGUAUCCGAUAAACGUCACAAACUUGGUACUGUGUAUCGACGCGAGAGUGUCUAUGUGCUAUCUGGUGAUAAGAAAAAGCGGCGUCACAAGUCAAACACUGUCAGUCCCUUGCGGCAUAUACAAUUACAAUCCUGUGAGCCACCACCAAAAGCUGUCGAAGGUCCUAAACAACCCAGAUGGCGGCCCAAAGCACCAAAAAUCAAUCGCAUUAUGGUCAUUACAGAGGAUCAUACACAGGAUAACAACCAGUUGCCAGGAUCUCCGGAGUUGGAUGCCAUUUGUUAUGAUGUGAUGAAAGAGCCACCCAAACAAUUGCAUCUAGAGGGCACUGAUAUUAUGCCCAGCAUUCGAGCGGUGCGUCUGAGCAUCUGUGUGGAGAAUACACGCUUUGCCCUCGUCUCGAGAAUCUCAAAGAACAUGGGCUUUCAACAUGUGCCCGAACAUAGAUUGUGGAAUAUCCAAUGGUCGGAUUCCACACCUCAUCAUGAUUUGCUUAAGAACAUGAAGCGUUUCCAGCAGAUCAAUCAUUUUCCAGGCAUGAUGGAAAUAUGCCGCAAAGAUUUGCUAUCACGCAAUCUGAAUCGCAUGCUAAAAAUGUAUCCAGGGGAUUAUCGCAUAUUUCCCAAAACCUGGCUAAUGCCCACGGAUGCCUACGACGUGGCCAUCUAUGCCAGCAGACAUAAACGCACGUAUAUUCUAAAGCCGUAUUCAUCGGGUCAGGGUCGAGGUAUUAAGGUAACCACCGAUUUACGCACCAUUGGCAAGCGGGAGAAGCUCAUCUGUCAGACAUAUAUUGAGAAGCCCCUUCUGAUCGAUGGCUACAAAUUUGAUCUGCGUGUCUAUACACUCAUCACCUCAGUGGAUCCUUUGCGCAUUUUUGUCUAUAACGAAGGCCUGGCACGUUUUGCCACCCACAAAUAUGUUCCACCCACAACUGGUAAUAGUAACAAUGUGUUUAUGCAUUUGACCAAUUACUGCCUGAAUCGCCGCAAUUCACAAUACGAUCUGGGCAAUGGCACAGAGUGUGGUUCAAAGCGAAAACUCAGUGCAUUCAAUAAAUGGCUUGUGGCCCACAAUUACGAUAAAGCCGAGUUCUGGGCCAGUGUGGACGAUGCCAUCAUUAAAACGGUCAUCAGUGCCUGGCCAGUGCUCAGGCACAAUUAUAAUGCUUGCUUUCCCAAACAUGACAAGAUCCAGGCGAGCUUUCAAUUGCUUGGCUUUGAUAUUCUAGUUGAUUGGAAACUUAAACCCUAUAUACUAGAGGUCAAUCAUACACCGAGUCUGUGUGCAGAUGAACCUGUCGAUACAGAGGUCAAACGUCCUUUGAUCAGAGAUACGCUCAAUCUACUGGCCACAGCAUUGGUAGAUAAAGAACAGAUCAUACGCGAAGAUCGCAUUACAUUGCGCGAGAGGCUAAUGAAACAGGUUUACAAUCGUAAGUCGGCCAAUCAAGCACCUCAAGUUCCGCAACGAGAGGCUGGUGGGACUGAUGCAAAACAGGCGUGUUCCAUUGGAGCAUUGGCCCAGCAAAUCGCUUGGGAGGAGAGCCAUUUGGGUAACUAUCGUCGCAUUAUGCCGCCAAGAGAAUCAGAGAAGGUCAACUAUUAUUGCAAGUUCUAUGACCAGACCAAAAAUAUUGUCAUGUUUGCCGAGACAGCGUCGAGUAAGAAUCGCGUAAGGCACACCCAUAUGCAAAUACAAAAGCGCCGAGUCGAACAGAAAAUAAAAAUGGAGGAACUCCAAAAGCAAAACCAUCAAAAUCAACGCCGUCAAGAGAUACCGCGCUUUAAUCCGGUAUUGGCACAGGAAAAAUUACGCUGCCGAGAGGAGGCCCAGGCAGCUCGCAAACGUGCCAUUAUAGCCAAGGAUAUACAACGUCAUAAAGAGCAGCUACUUAUACCCAAUAUUGCCAAGGAACACAUAGGCAUAUGGCAAACUGUGGUCCCGAUGAAGGGUUCCAGCAAGUAUAAAGCCGGUGUCUCCACAAAACAGAAGCGACGCAAACAUCAGACGCAACUUCAGCAGCGUCAUGCCACUAGCCAUCGUGUAAGACGCCAGCAUAUGCUCGAUAUGGAGGCCCAGUGGGAUGCCCAGUUUGUGCAGCGACAUGGCAUUAAGAAACCAAAAACUGAAGACUCACGUCUAGAGGGCGGCAAAUCUAGAGAACCACCAACGUCGCCUCACCUCACUAAACGUAGUUCGAAGAAAAUUAAUCCAUCAUCUCCUGAAAUCAAUAUGAAAACAGAACCCAAUUGGUCACCCGACACUAUAAGUGACUCGGAGGAGGAGAAACAAAAGAGUUGGCGUAAGCAAAGAGCCAAGGAAGUUGAUAGCUCUAAUUUUAGAGAAAUGCUCUUUUCGGGAAUGUAUAAACAUGGACAAUUGACUAAAAAUGACAUAAAAUGCUUUCCAAAUCUUCUAUUUCGUCUUUUGGGUAACGAAUUGCCUAAUACACCAAAUGAAAAAAAAUAGUCGAUAUUUCUCCCUCUAUCUACUACUGAUACUGCUACUAAUACUACUUCUUUACAUGUUGUGUGAAAAAGUGUGACAGAAAGAAACCAAGAACUACAAUAACUACUUACUUUCUUCCUAACUUCCUUCCUAAUACUCCGUAUCUUAACUUUUAUUGUGAAAAGACCAAAAUUAUAAUUGUGAAUAAAGAUCCAUGAAGUCAUAA